This is a messenger RNA of Pimephales promelas (fathead minnow), 2689 nucleotides long. RefSeq lists its product as uncharacterized. The record is from RefSeq and is a predicted model, not a curated record. NCBI's taxonomy places the organism in Eukaryota, Metazoa, Chordata, Actinopteri, Cypriniformes, Leuciscidae.
AUUGAAACCAAAUAAUGUAUUCAUUGCUUUUGUGUUUUCAGAUACAAAAGCGUUUUAAAGUACUGUUGAAAUAUGUUAAGAAAUGACGGGAGAAUUUUCCUUUAUGUAUGUGAAACUUAUCCGAAAGAUGUCAUACAAAUACUAAACUCUUAAAAUGCCUUUAUAUGAAAAAAUUAAACCAAAUAACGCCUAUUUCAAAAAUGAAGACAACGAAAAGUUCAUUUACACAAACGUCCAUAAAGACCGAUAAAUACUUAUGUAUAAUGGCUCGGUUCCAGUGCAGAGCCAUGUAGUGGCUUUCGGAAUCUGAUUCUUAAUGAUAGUGAUAUCUUAAUCCUUAAUGAUAUAGUAUUUUAAAUGUACGGAUGACUUGCCUAACUUGGUUGUGUGGUAAUUUUAUCAAAAAGCAUACGGAAAAGUGGUUUAUAUUAAGUUACAUGUGUAUUAAAUAUUCAGCUGAUAGAUUCGUAUUUAUUAUAUUUAAAUUAUAGGUUGACGUUACCCGUUUUUAAACCAGUUGAUGCAUGGAAUUCUAAUAAACAUGUUUCUUAACAAGAACCAAAAAUGCUGUUCUCAUAAAUAGAAGAGCAACAUAAUUUUAAUUCGUUUAAGUGAUGUCAGAGACCACGUUUGCGUCAUGAGAGAAAUGGAUAGAAUCGUUGAUCACCAGUGUCAAAUUCAGAAUUUUGUUUUAUGAACGUAACGUUAGCUCAGACAAGAACAAGUUAAAAGGGAAAAAAUAUGCUUAAAGGGAAAUCAAGUAGGACCAAACAUCAUUGAUUCUGCGCAUGCGCAGUGUAUCCACCUCUUUAUCAACAACGGAAGCUAAUGGAUACAGGGUCGUCUGUUAGAGACCUUUCUAUUCAAAUAUCUUCCACGUGUUUUGGUUUCAGGUUGUAAUUGAUCUCAUUCUUACAACUAAGUAAUUUAGGUUUUAAUAAUUUCAAAGUCGAAUCUCUCUGUUAACUGAAUCGUAGCUAUCCACCACUUCAGUUAGUAACUUUAUGCUGCACAGUGAAGUUAGCGCGCUAGUAUCUACUUGCAUAUCUAACAGGCUGUAGUUUACCGUACCCUUAUAAUUCCUUAAACUGAGAUAUUUACUCCGGUUAACUUACUCAAUUGAAUCUGUUGCAACAGCAACGUUUAAAAGACACAUUUAUUUGGCGUAGGAUAGCUUUGACCGAAAUCAUCCGUUUUCUCCUACAUUAAUUCGAUUAAAACUUGCAUCCAGAUGGAGGUUCGUAAAAAGAAGGUCGCAGCCGCAGGACGGGUGAUAAUGGACGUCAUCCAGGCUGAGUGGGAGCCACUGUCUCACUGGGAGCUUGAUCAGCGACUAGACCGCGCAGUGGAAGAAAUGAUAGAGGCUGACCUGGUGGCCCAGGUUCAGGAGCAGGCAGCCUCUGUGACCAUGCAAGCCUCUCAACAGGAGGAUUCAACAACUCUAGAUCAGGCGCAAACAGAGACUCCUCCUCGGCUGUCAGAGUCUGUUUGCCCAUUGCAACGUUCACAUGUUACUGAAGCCAUGGAGGCAAAUCCUGCCGUACAGUAUGUAACACAUUUUCUGCAAAGCUCGAACAAGACCUACAGCAAGAACCGAUUGUCUGGAAGAGCUCGACUGUCCCUGUCUCAUACUGUCCUCCUGUCCCUCACUCUCCUGUCCAAACGCAUCAGCUAUCGCAGUGUGUCCUCUAGUUUUCACCUAGAGAAGGGAAAUAUCCACAGGAUCUUCUUUUCAUUCUGUGAUCAAGUCAUUGCACAAAAGGAUCGGCUCAUUCAGUGGCCUACAGGACAGGAGGCCCUACAGCAUCUGCUUCCUUUCUCCAGCUGGCUGGGUCACAAUGAGGGUCUGGAAGAGAGAGGUCUUCCUCAAGUCCUCGGGGUGCUGGGUGACACACGCAUCCCCAUCCGCCUUCCCGCUGGCAAACCGGACAGCGAGAGUGAGGCUCCGGAAGCCAAGAGACUUAAGAACGAACCACAUCCAGAUUCAUGGCUUAACUUGGAACUGGUCUGCAAUGACAAGGGCCGCUUCAUUUACUGCCACAUCAGCAAAGGCUCAGAAAAAGGCAGAGGGAGUGCUUUAGCUGAAAGGCUUCAGCAACACCCCGAGAUGGUGCCUCCAGGGACCUGCCUGAUAGCCGGAGUUGGAUACCCACUCACAGAACAAAUACUUACUCCUUUUUCAGCAGGUCGAAACCCACAGGAAAACCUCUACAACAGAUCUGUGGGAACCCAUUUAGGCCGAUUCAACCAGGUUGUGGCAGACCUUAAAGAACGAUUCCAGAAAUUGAGAUAUUUGGAUAUGGGGAACUAUGAUAGGGCAAAAGCUGUGGUUCUGACCGCUUGUAUAUUACACAAUGUUUUUCUGGACAUGGGGGAUGUGACAAAGGGACUGGUAGAUAAAAGCAUAGCUGAAGAUGUGGUGGAGGUAAACGAAGAUGCUGCCGGGGUGAAAAUGAGGGAGACUGUAGUGAAUCUUCUUUAUAGUGCAUUGGAAUCGGGAACACAAUAAGAUUUUGACCUUAUUGUCAAAAUGUGCAUAUUUAAAGGGAUAGUUCAUCCAAAAAUUAAAUCUAUCAUCGUUUACUCAGCUUUAUUUCAUUCCAAACACAUUUGAAGAUAUUUUUAAUAGUCUCUUAAUUUUUGUCCAUGCAACCAUGCAUCAUAUCGUUAUCCUCAUAGCAUAAUAGCA